Penaeus vannamei (Pacific white shrimp) is the source of this 1139-nucleotide messenger RNA. RefSeq names its product zinc finger protein 493. Lineage: Eukaryota; Metazoa; Arthropoda; Malacostraca; Decapoda; Penaeidae. Gene Ontology annotation, biological process: regulation of DNA-templated transcription. Gene Ontology annotation, molecular function: DNA-binding transcription factor activity, RNA polymerase II-specific; RNA polymerase II cis-regulatory region sequence-specific DNA binding. The record is from RefSeq and is a predicted model, not a curated record.
UAUUUCUGAUUCCCUCACUUCUCUAGGCAACGCCAUGUUAUCCAAUAUGGAAUUUAAUCGUCUCUUCUCUCGGAGACCCAUGUACGCAGCAAGCCAUAGAUCCCUAUAUUGGCUUUCGAGAUGAGGAAUUCCAUAAUUUGUUCUAUGUAUGUAAGCAUUUUACUGAGGAAAAAAGGAGUAGAGUAAACAAUAACGAUCGGUAGGGGCGGAUCUGUGUAAGGCAGCCAUCGCGCAGGCCAGCAGGACGGCAGGACGGCAGGACGGGGCAGGGUGACGAACCUCCUCCUCGCCGCUGCCAGACGAAAGAGGAAGUGUGACGUCACCCCCGAGGCUUUUUUUCAGAAAGCCCAAUAUGUCUUACCGAGAGCUGGUGCUUUUCUAGUGCUUGGCUUUUUAGGAGGAGUUUUACAUAUGGAGGCGUUUUUUCGGAGACAAGAAACACGUCGACGUUUCAACACGAGAUCAGGAGCGACACAGAGCCCAGCACACCGCCAAGACGCAACGAUGACGGACCCACCAUGUACAUGGUUAUGCCUUUAACUAGCGUCCUCCAUGAGCUCGCUCCGAUGAAUCACUCUAUCUUCAGAAUGGAAGGGUUACACAUUCCCUAUCCAGGCAAAUAUCAUAGGAUCAAUCACCCUGUGGUCACUGGGGCACAGGCCCUCAUCCAGACAGCUCCAGUGUACUAUGGUAACCCCCACCAGUCUAUAAGAACACCAGCACCAGCUCCUGUUCAGCCUGCUGUUGCUGCCCCUACAUACCAACCCAUAACAGAAGACGAAAACAAUAUUGUUAAUACUAUUGAAGAAAAGCCCUACAACUGUGACCAGUGCGGCAAACAGUUCGCACAGAAAAGUCAUCUCACAAGUCACAUGCAGUGGCAUAACCGUGAGAAAAAAUUUGAGUGUGAAGUUUGCAACAAACGCUUCUCAAUGGAGAGUCACUUGAAUGGACACAUGCUGGAACACAGCAGGGAGAAAAGUUUGCAUGCCACAUGUGUGGUAAAAGGUUUGCAAUGGAGAAUUACCUGAACAGUCAUAUGCUGGUUCACAUGACAGAAAAGAAGUUUGAGUGCAGAAUAUGUGACAAAAGAUUUACCAUGGAGAAUCACCUUAAUAGUCACAUGCUUGUCCACAAUA